This is a messenger RNA of Electrophorus electricus (electric eel), 1166 nucleotides long. It is a transcript of the gene hmgn3, whose product is annotated as high mobility group nucleosomal binding domain 3. The record is from RefSeq and is a predicted model, not a curated record. Lineage: Eukaryota; Metazoa; Chordata; Actinopteri; Gymnotiformes; Gymnotidae. Gene Ontology annotation, biological process: chromatin organization. Gene Ontology annotation, molecular function: nucleosomal DNA binding. Gene Ontology annotation, cellular component: nucleus; chromatin.
UGGUCUGCACAUUGUUAACAUGUUAUGAGCAGAGGCGUGUGAGAUAUCGAUCCAGCGCGCCGGGGUAGUUACGAACUCACUACUGCACCUCCCGGGGCAACUCCACCUGCUCAGCUGAACGGAAGGAGGCGAACACGGACGGGACAAUGCCAAAGAGGAAGUCACCUGAGGGAGCAGAGGGGAAAGACUCAACUAAAGUCACAAAGCAGGAGCCCACACGGAGGUCUGAGCGCCUGUCCUCAAAACCAGCUCCUCCUAAACCUGAGCCCAAACCCAAAAAGCCUGUGGCUAAGAAGCCAUCUGAUGAGAAGGCAGUGAAAGGAAAGAAGGGAGGAGUCAAAGGGAAAAAGGAGGAGAAAGAGGCGGAGCCUACCGAGAAUGGCGAGACCAAGCCAGAGGGGGACUCUGGGACCCCUGAGACCAAGGCCGAGGCCAAGGAGUGACUCUGGUUUGUUUUCUGUGGAAAGGAGGAACAUUUUUUUAUUCUUUAUCGAGUAUUUUGUAAGAUGCUAACUUUUUUUUAGACUUGUCAUUGUAGACAUUGUAUUUAGAAAACUACACUCCUCUCUGAAGUCCUAUGCCUCCCAGUUCUUAUAGUCACCAACAUGGACUGACCCACAAACGGAAAGAAACCGCAUCUUUCUGAAAUGUUUCACCAGCGGCUGUCUUAUCACUUCAUAGCAAUUAGCUGGUUGGAAUUGGCAUCCCAUGUCAUCUUCUGUAAUGUAACAGCAACUAGUUAACGUGCGUACCACCAGGACUUGUAACCUAAGUGCCCCGAAUGAGUAGUCUGGACAUUCAGGUUCGAGUUUUUAGUGUGUACAGUAAGUGUUCAGGACAUUUUAAUUAAAAACUCGGAAAAUACGUGUCAAUUAAUGAAAAAGUGAGACUAAGACAAAAAAAUCACUGAUUUUCAUUUACCAAAUUGUUGUUUUCUUAGUCUCUUUAUUGGGUACAUUGGAUCUACAUUUUUGACUUUUUAAAAUUGCUAAUUUGAAUAAGAUCGUAAACAACGGCACGUAACCAUAGCAAUAAACAAGGGGUUCGGACUAUUCUGAAAGUCGCAUACUGAAAUGGAAUCUGACAUGUUUCUGGAGUUCUGCCUUCGGGUUUGGAAUAUUUGUCUGUGAAAAUGUUUUCAAAUAAAAAAAAAAAAAGUAAAGAAA